Populus euphratica (Euphrates poplar) is the source of this 1114-nucleotide messenger RNA. RefSeq names its product purple acid phosphatase 17-like. The transcript is spliced from 5 exons. NCBI's taxonomy places the organism in Eukaryota, Viridiplantae, Streptophyta, Magnoliopsida, Malpighiales, Salicaceae. The record is from RefSeq and is a predicted model, not a curated record. Gene Ontology annotation, molecular function: hydrolase activity. The coding region runs from base 136 to 918 and encodes 260 amino acids.
CUUGGACAGGACUCGCUGCAGCGUAGAGAAACGAGUUCACGAGCUGCUUGCUAUAGGGUACAAAGAAUUACCCCCAGCAAGAUUCUCUUCUGGCUAUCCUUCUUUUCUUCUCUGUCCAGCUCUAGCUAGAGAGACAUGGCAGGUCUCAUUCUCAAUAACAAAAGCAUGGCUCUAUGCCUUGUUUUGGUGAUAUGUGGUUUUGGGUUGUGUUUAGUCUCUACACAUGCAGAGCUUCAAAGAUUUGGACAGCCUGCAAAAACUGAUGGGACUCUUUCCUUUUUGGUGCUUGGAGAUUGGGGCAGAAAGGGUGCUUUCAACCAGUCUGAAGUUGCUGUUCAGAUGGGAAGGAUUGGAGAGAAGCUGGACAUAGAUUUUGUAGUUUCAACAGGUGAUAAUUUCUAUGAUAAUGGAUUGACUGGUAAGCAAGACAAAGCAUUUGUGGAAUCAUUUUCUCAAAUCUACACUGCAAAUAGCCUGCAAAAGCAGUGGUACAGUGUCUUGGGAAACCAUGACUAUAGGGGGAAUGCAGAGGCACAAUUGAGCCAACAACUUAGGAAAAUUGAUAGCAGGUGGCUAUGUUUGAGAUCUUUCAUCGUCAAUGCUGAUGUUAAUUUAGGAUUUAUUCAUUACAUUCAGGCCAAUAAUGUAGAUUUUUACAUGAAUGGACAUGACCAUUGCCUUGAACACAUCAGUGACACUGAGAGUCCAAUACAAUUUCUAACCAGUGGAGCUGGGUCGAAGGCAUGGAGGGGUGACAUUAAAGAACAAAACAAAGAUGGUCUAAAAUUCUUCUACGAUGGUCAAGGUUUCAUGUCUGUGCAGUUGACUCAGAAUGAAGCAGAGAUUGCAUUUUAUGAUGUUUCGGGCACUGUUUUGCAUAGAUGGAUUACAACAAAGUUGCUCCACUCAUCAACCUAGGGAUCCAUAGCCAACAGAUUGUCAUUAUUAUAAAUUUUUAUUUUUUUCCUAUCAUUAUUGAGCUCAUGUUCCAUUUGUCAUUGAGCACUGUGAUAAUAGUGAGUUGGGGCCACCUCAAAAAAGAAAAAAAAAUAGAGUUCUAUAAUGUCAUGAAAAUGAUUAAAUAGAUGGAGAGCUUCUAGCAAUCUUCAUGGGA